Molecule: messenger RNA, 4747 nt
Organism: Sphaerodactylus townsendi
Lineage: Eukaryota; Metazoa; Chordata; Lepidosauria; Squamata; Sphaerodactylidae
Gene: MRPL39
Product: mitochondrial ribosomal protein L39
Exons: 10
Coding region: 109-1119 (336 amino acids)
Cellular component (GO): mitochondrion
Molecular function (GO): nucleotide binding; RNA binding
Source: RefSeq, a predicted model, not a curated record
AGUCUUUUGAGGGGCGGAACUCUUCAGUCCCAGCGCUUGUUUCCGGGGAACAGCGAGAGACGCGUUCCUAUUGCUGGAAGAAGCCGGGAGAAAGAAGGGUAGUUCAUCAUGGCUUCAUUUCGGGUCGCUCAUGGACUUUGGCGGGGCUGCAGCAGGAGGUUUGUAUCAACAGAUCCGGUUUCUCGGCUAUCAACAGCUGAGAUUGCACAGAUGCGCAAUGAGCUCUUUGCGAAGGAAAAAGAAAGACAAUUGUCUCUUUGUCCACGAAUUGAGAAGAUUGAAGUAAAGUAUGUUGGCAAAUCUCACCCAGGCACUAUAUUUAUAAUGAACAAAGGACUCUCCACACCAUAUACUUGUGCCAUGCAUUUAAGUGAAUGGCACUGUAAGAAAUCUGUACUCGCCAUUGUAGAUGGAAAACUCUGGGAUAUGUACCGGCCUUUGACUCAGUCAUGUGAAAUACAGUUUCUCACUUUCAAAGAUGAAGAUCCAGAGGAAGUGAACAAAGCCUAUUGGCGAUCUUGUGCAAUGAUCCUGGGAUGUGUGCUGGAAUGGGCCUUCAAAGAUGAAUAUUUGGUAACUCUUGUUAGAGCACCAGAAGUGCCAGUGUUAUCUGGUGCUUUCUGCUAUGAUGUAAUUUUGGACAACAGACUGAAUGAUUGGAAGACAACAGAGGGAAAUCUUCGUUCUUUUACAAAAGAAGCUCACAAGCUAAUUCAUAAAGACCUGCCAUUUGAAAUUCUGGAUGUUGAUGUAAAAGUGGCACUUGAAAUAUUUCAGCAUAACCCGUUUAAACUGGAUAUGGUCAAACAAAAAGCUUCUCAAAAUUCUGAAGGAAUGGUACAAUUGCAUAGGUUUGGUAACUUUGUAGACAUUAGUGAAGGCCCUCAUAUUCCCAGAACAAGCUUUUGUGGCCAAUAUGAGGUAACAGCAGCUCAUAAUCUUGAAAGCAGCCAGUCUGAACUAAUACGACGAGUCCAAGGUCUCUCUCUUCCAGUUGAACUGAAGCUUCAUCAUGCUGUCUGGCACAGGUUGUUGGAGAGAUCUCAGAAAUUAGUCAGUGAAGUCCAAAGGGAAGAAGUGAAGGUUGAAAAUGAAUCAUCAAAAACUGAAUCUGUUUAAUGUUAAACAUUCUGUCUGGGGAAAGAUCGCAAUUAAAUUGACAAGUGUUUCAGCUACCAAUUUCAUUCUUUAAAUCAUUUUCCAAAGAUGAAUUUUAGUGAAUAGUUUCUUGAUUUUAAAGCAAAAACCAAACAGGUUAUUUGCUUGCUCCCAUUACAAAAAAAUCAAACCAGAAUAUAAAUCAACGAAAGUCCCAGCAAAAAUUUCAUUAGGUAGAAAGUUUGCUGUGCAUUUGAGUAUUUUCAAGCUUUUACUGCAUAAUGUGAGCAGGGCCCCUGCAUUAGAAAUCAGAGUUAAAAUCCUGGGAGAUUAUAUUUCUCCCUUACAGCGUAACACCUAAUACAAUUUGAAGCUGAUGUAUAAAACCAAAAAAAUGGAAGAUAAAGGACACUGCUAUAUGACACUUCAAGGGAGAUUGUGAGAGUGAAGUUCAGUAAUGAAUGGCAUGACCUGAUGUGACAACUUGACUAGACGUUCUGCUUCAAGCAGGAGUUGGGUUUCAGUUUUGUUCCUAGCUAAUUCCAUUAUUUCUUCAGUCUGAACCUAGCCAUAGUGGAGAUGUUUGAUUAAAAAUAUUAUGGUUCUUGUACCAUUUUAAAUAAUUCUGAUGGGCAAAAGUGAGUAUAAUAAGAAGACACUAAUCAAAGAAAUAGCAGCACUAGAACCCAGAUGAUCUUGUCAAGGACAGGAUGCAUUUUGAGCAAAUUCCCAUUUAGUCUCCAAUAGGUCUAAUCUUCACAGGUUAACAAGUUUUGAACCUCAGGCUCAUAUUCAUUUUGGAAGAGGGCAUUUGCUCUGAUAUUGGAGUAGUGGUUGGAUAAGUACCAGAUUCAGUCUUUGUAAAUAGAGUUCAAGAAGGGGAGAGACUGCUAGCCAGAGUUUUACGUUCCUCUCUAUAUCUUAUCUGUCCCAUAGUCUGUGAAUGGUUUGUCAAGUCCUUCAUGCAAUGAAGUGCUCACCCUUCUUUCUGCACUUCUGGCUAGAAUAUGAUUUAUUGUAUUUGCCUCUCUAAUUGUAGCAGAGUCUUCCAGUUAUGUACAAUGUACAGUAUGGGUAAUCGAAGAGCAGUCAUAUGGUGUGCAGUGGGGAGGUACAGUUGAUUGUGGUGAAGAUGACUUGUACCCCAAGUAGUUUGUUGAUUUUGAAUUUUAUUUUAUUUAUGAGAUUUUUAUACCACCCUUCCCUUUUAGUCGCAGGGCACUAGAUCACACUAAGAAAAAUGUACAGACAGAGGCUCUACAUGUGGAGACAGAGACUCACUAUAAAUAAAUUAGGGGCUGUUAAGCAUUAUGAGGGAAGGAUAAAUUAUAGCAAUAUCGCAAAGAAAAAUGUGAUCCACCAACCACAUUAUCUGAAAUGCCCUCUUUAUACCUGUGUAGAUGCUGUGAGGGCCUUUUUUUGCUGCUAGUAUUCAAAGCGUAGACAACUGUGGAAGGCAAUGCAAACCAUCCAUGAACAUAGUCUACCUGGUAAACGUUGUGAUGUGACAUCACCCCAUGGGUCAGUAAUGAGUCUAUCUUUACCUUAUAUUCAAAGUGAUGCUUGAAUUAAAGAUACUAACCUUCCAGAAAGUUUUUAACCAUGGGAAACAAUUAAUUUUAUUUUUUGCAAAACAACAACAACAAAGCAUUAGAAACUAUCUUGAAAGUGCUAGCAUUCAUACAUUUUCCUAAUUGGAAUCAGUGUGCAGUCUGAGGUUCAAAGUAAUCUGAAGAUAUGAAGUUUGCAUUAAUUAAAAGAAACUUCUCAUGCUCACAUUCAUUUGUUCCAUGAUAUUAUUUAUCUAUUUGAAAAAGCAUUUGAAUCAACAGAGAAGCAACAGUAAAUUGGCUGUGGUAUAUAAAGGUUGUGUUAAAGGAGCAAUGUGUUUGGCAGACUUAUCACUGUAUGUAUUUGAGAUUCUCUUCUGAUCCCAAUAUCAGGAUGCUUUAAAUCUUUGAGCUCUGCUGUUUUUGUGGCUGAAAGAAUUUGGUUUGGGAUUUAAUUAGGUUUGAAGAAAGUAUUUUUCUCUGAUCUUCAACUGCUCCCGUCUCCUGGGGAAAACUUGCUUUCAAAGCAGCUAGAGCUCUUUAAAGCUUCAGACAUCAUGGACAUCAGUGUGUGUGUGUAAGUGUAAGUAAAUGGAUUGGGACAUACAUUCCUGUCAGGGAGCUCCAGCUUUUAUUGACUGAUGUUUCAAGUUUGAUAGUUCCAAGCUCCAUUUGUGGUCUAGGUGAAGGCCCUAUUCUCCCCAUUUCCCUUAAUUUAAAUUUACUACCAUGUGAAGGAAGAAUUUCCUUUGGGUGUGACACUCCAAGCUGUAGUUUUGUUGUUUAUUUUAAGUGGUGUGUGGAAGUGUUAAGGUUGUUGGAUGAACCUGAUUUUUCUGUCGGACCAUCCCAUAAAGAACAGUAAAAGAAAACAAGUAACAACCAUCAAAACCUUGCCCAGUUUGCGUCAGGCACUGGUUACCAUAGAAAGCCUGCAUUUUUGUUAUGUUGUUAACCUUUUUGCUGUUGUUAUUGUCUUUCCUAAGUAACUAUUUACAAUUGGAGUUUCCCUUUAACAGUAGCCUUAUACUUACUCAACUAACCUAUGUAUUAAUUACUAUCUAUUAGUCAUACCUCAAGCUAAAAUUUCUCCUGUUUGCCAUCAACAUUCCAUGACCCUUGGAGGUCAGUGAAUGUGCUUAGUCUACAUUUGUGUGUGUGUUUUGUGUGUGUAGUAAUACUUUUUGGCGUGCCUGGACAGUUUUCAGCCCCUCUGAAAUGUAUAUGGGGGGCCACAUUUCACUGCUCUGCUCUGUGGAACAAAACCAUCCAAUUCAUGAUUGAAAACAGUGAUGCUCAAGAAGAUGUGGUUGAAGAUAGAAAUGCUGGUGGCACAAUGGCUGACAUCUUGAUUUUUCUUUGAUAAAGGUAUACAAACUCCCCCAAUACUUUGCUUUUUGUUGACUGUGCAAUGGAAAUAUGUGAGUCAUGCAAAUUAAAGAUGUUCAGUCACUUACUAGAAAAAGAGUCCACACAUUACCUGAUUAGCAUACAGAGAAAUAGUUUCAAGUAUUCUUGUCCUCAGAGAGUUCUUGAUGAAAGUUUUGUUUACAGCAGAUUUAAACCAAUAUACUUCAGCAAACAAAUGUGUCCUAGAAGUGGCUCUUCUUUCAGCAACUGUUUACUAGCAUCGUGGUAUGGCAUUCAUGUUUCUGCUUUCCUUUCACAUGUAGAAUUUCAACUGAGAAUAGGCAUCAUACAUUGUUAAUGCUAAUAUGUAGGAGUCAGUCAAAGAUAAAACCCCUAUCACGAUUAGCAUUAACUACAUAUGGCCUGCAGAUUAGAUCUCAACUGAAAGUAAGAGACUCAGCACUGAAGCUCUUCAGCUUGAUUCAUCUGCGAUGCAAAGAGAAUAAUGAGAGUGAAGACAUUAUAGAAAAUGCAUCCUGGCAGUAAAAUUUUCAUAAACUUGUAAUGUGUGUAAAUAAAAAUGCAUUUUCUAAGAUAAAAUUUAUAUACUCAGUUUCAUAAAGUUUGAUUGUUGUAUUUUAUUAAAACAUUAAACCAUGCUUCCCCAUGGCUCAGCAUAGCUUACAAUAAAGUAAAUACAUUAUCAAACAGUAGACCCCCAACUCUUUAAUAAAUACUGAUUGAAGAAA